Aspergillus calidoustus is the source of this 522-nucleotide messenger RNA. Lineage: Eukaryota; Fungi; Ascomycota; Eurotiomycetes; Eurotiales; Aspergillaceae. The record is from the annotation of a GenBank genome assembly.
AUGUUCAUCGGUGGGUGUAUCGCGCUGACUACCCUGCUUCUGUGCAUGGGUAUCGCGGGCUCCGUCAACAAUACCGCUGGCGUUACUGCUGCUGUCGGCUUCUACACCAUGUAUAAUUUCUUUUACAAUGUUGGUGUAGGAUCGAACGUCUACGCCAUUGCAGGCGAAAUACCGACCUCCGCCCUUCGCACAAAAACCCUCGCCGUCUCUCUCAUCUCGUCGAACGCUGUCAAUACAAUGUGGUCAUUUGUUGCACCAUACAUGUUCAACCCUGGGUAUGGGAACCUGAAAGCCAAGGUUGGGUUCGUUUUCGGCGGUUUCAUGGCCUUCUUCAUUGUCGGCGCAUACUUAUAUGUGCCCGAGACGCGGCUGCGUACGUAUGAAGAGCUGGAUGAGCUGUUCAUGAAUCGGGUGCCUACGCGCCAUUUCAAGAGUUACGUGACAGUUGCUGAGCGGCGUGCUGCGGAGGCAUAUGCCGCAAAAGAAAAGGCCCCAGCUCCUGAGGCGAAGGUGGAGGUAUAA